Messenger RNA from Cucurbitaria berberidis CBS 394.84, 1299 nucleotides. RefSeq lists its product as uncharacterized. The transcript has 2 exons. Lineage: Eukaryota; Fungi; Ascomycota; Dothideomycetes; Pleosporales; Cucurbitariaceae. The record is from RefSeq and is a predicted model, not a curated record. Bases 331 to 993 code for a protein of 220 amino acids.
AAGAGGGGAUCCGAGACACGUCGACUGGGGUUGCCUGGGCUGUAGCAAUAACUUAUCGUGCGAGUCAGAGAGGGUGAUUGGGCGGAAAAGUGUCAGGAAGGUGGAAGAUCUUUGGCUUUGUGUUCCCCGCUGGGGUUUUGGCCAGGUACUAGUACCGCUCCUUGUGGUAAACACCGCUUCAACGAUUUGCUGAGGGCUCUGGAUAAGCUUUCUAAUUUCCACGUUUUCUUCCUUUCUGGUAGCGAGACGGUCCGUAUAAGAAGCCUGGACCCAUAUCCAACUUAGCCACUGCGACCUCUAUCACCGACCCCUCUCUACGAAAACAUCACGAUGAACAGCCUUCUCACCUCCCUCCUCGUUCUUCUCUCCUUUGCGCGCUCAUUCGCGCACGCAGGCGUCUUGCAAGGGGACUUCACCGGCAUCGGCCACAUCUACGUUCUCAAAUCGUCCGACUGGCGGACCGCGUCUCCCAAGUCGAAAGUCGGCUGCCUUGAUAACCAUGGCAAGUUUGUCAAGGACGAUAAGAAAGACGACUGCGGCGUCUUCUCCCGCUUGAACGAGUUUCCUUACACGCUCUCCAGCAAGGUGGGCAACUGCACGUUCGACGAUGAGACGCAAGAGAAGAACAGCGAUAGUCAUUACGGCCAGAUGGACUAUGCGUGGAACUGUAACAAGGGGCACAAAUCGGAUAUCUAUGACGAACUAUAUACAAUCGACGGCUUUCCAUACGCCUUUCUCUGCUUCGGCGAUGUAGCUUGCUUCUACGACGCCAAACGCACCCCUUCCGUGGGCGACGCUCUUCCUCUCUGGCAGUUUCGCUGGGGUUCCGAGCAGCGCGGCAUCACGCCAGGACAUGUCCAGUUGCAGUUGCUGUGGCAGAAGAUUGGCGAUCUGCCAAAGCGGGAGGGCGAACACGCGGCGAUCCCAGGCCCGAGGGUGCGGCUUCAAGACGGGGCGCAGCUCCCACUGCGGGGCGGGCGGGCGAGAGCUUGAUGCGGGCAGCGCUGGGAAACGGAGUUGUUGACGGCUUUGAACUGUAAAUGUGCAUCAAUACCAAGAUUCAACACUCCGGAACCGUGUCUGCCUAUGAUUAACCGUUUAUCUCCAGCCAUCAACUAAGCUUUCUGGUGUUGUGCAUGCAACAAGAAAGACCCGACGCCUAUUGGUACAAUGCAGCUGUACCUUGCAGUUUCAAAGGUACACCACAUACUCGCCUUGCAUUUGGGAAUGGUACACUGAGGUGCAUAAUCACGUCACGCUACAUUCGUAUGCAUCGUAGUGCAAAGGAGAAAGGUCUAG